CAAAUGUAAUUUUACCUGUUAAGUGAUUUAUUCCGUUUGAUUUUGAUCAAUUCAAUGCAGUUUCUAAGAUCUCGAGCAUGUCAUUCAUAAUUCAGUUUUAAUUUCUUCGAUUUCGAUUCAAAAAGUAUUAUCGGUUGAUCGAUCUAAUAGAUAGACUAUAUAUACAGUUGUAGAUUGUUGCGGCUGGAGUCACUUGAAUCAAUGUGCCAUAUUAUAGCUUAAAAUAUGAUAUAUCACCUUAAGAAGAGGCGGAAAUCUGGCGUAAAGUUCUGGAGAAAUACUUUUGAGCAAUCGAAUCUAAGAUCUGAGAGAGGAAGAUGAAGUUCUACAACCUCUGGAAUAAAGAAACUAUCGCUAUCUUUCACUAUGGCAGGCGGAGUAACCGGUGGCGCCGAUCUGAAUAAAGGCAAGGGAUCAAUUCUCCGUCGGUUAUCUUAUCGCACUCUGUUGCCAGUUCUGUUGAUGCUUGGAAUUCUCUUCGUAAGAAUUGCAUUCGUCGUCAUCGAAUCGACUGCCGCUUGUUCACCAUUAGAAUGCAUACGAUUCAGUUUUUUCGGCCGAGGCGACGCCGUACUGCUCAGAGAUGAGUUAAGAAGAGCCAUUUCUGAAGCAAGUGAUGUAGAAGAUGGGAUGGUUGGAGUAACCGACCCGUUUGAUGGGUCUAUGCUACCAUCGUUUAAGGAUUUUGUGAAGGAUGCGACUUCAAUGGAGGACCUCAAAACGUUUGCUUUCAAGACAAAAGUUAUGAUGUUGAAACUGGAGCAUAGCGUAAAAUCAGCUAAGAAGCGUGAGUCGAUAUUCUGGCAUUUAGCUUCACAUGGAAUCCCCAAGAGCUUAAACUGUCUUUGUCUUAAGUUGGCAGAAGAGUAUGCAGUAAAUGCCAUGGCACGAUCUCCCUUACCAAAACCACAAAGUGCUUAUCGUCUAACAAGCCCUUAUUUUCAUCACGUGAUUCUCCUAACCGACAAUGUUCUCGCCGCCUCGGUUGUGGUCACCUCUACCAUAGAAAGUUCCUCUCACCCUGAGAAAUUAGUUUUCCACGUAGUAACCGACAAGAAAACUUACUCAUCUAUGCAUGCAUGGUUUGCACUCAACUCAUUAAUUACCUCGUCAUCAGCCAUUGUUGAAGUGAAGGGACUACAUCAAUACGAUUGGUCUCGCGAACUCGAUGUCUCUGUCAAAGAGAUGCUUGAUAUUCAUCGCUUGAUUUGGAAACAAUAUAACUUCAACAACAUACAACAACAACAACAAGAUGAUCAUCAUGUCUUAAGCCCUGCCUAUCUUUCUCUCUUGAAUCAUCUCCGAAUAUAUAUUCCCGAGAUGUUUCCUGAGCUGGACAGGGUGUUGUUCUUGGACGAUGAUGUGGUGGUACAGCACGACUUGUCUAGUUUAUUUGAAAUGGAUCUUAAUGGGAAAGUCAUAGGUGCAGUUUUUGACUCACCAGGGUGCAGUACUAAUGGAGGUCGACACGAAUGCUGUCCAGGAAGAAUGUACAAGAACUACUUCAAUUUCUCUCAGACUGUCAUAUCAUCUAAGUUUGCCCAAGACGACGCAUGUGGAUGGUUAUAUGGCACGAACAUCUUUGAUCUUCAAGCAUGGAGGAAGACCAACGUUACUAGAGCUUACCAUCAAUGGCUUAAACUUAAUGUAAAAUCUGGAUUGGCAUUAUGGGAAGCUGGAACACUGGCACCAGCAAUGUUAGCAUUUGAAGGAUAUGUGCAUCCAAUUGAGAGUUCAUGGCACGUUGCUGGAUUAGGCAGUCGGUUCUUACCAGAAGAAUUAUUAGUAAUAAAUUUGGAAAAAGUGGCGGUUCUGCACUAUAGUGGACCGGCAAAGCCAUGGCUUGAGGUUGGGGUCCCUGAACUAAGAACCAUUUGGUGGCGAUAUGUAAAUGUUACAAACGAAUAUAUUAGGAAUUGUAGAAUUAAUUACUAGUAUAUAAAUAUUAGGAGGAAUUAACUAGGAACCAUUUCAAUAGAUAUAUAACUGCUGCUGCUGGGCUGACAAGAGGGAAGAAGGUUUUGCCUUCAGCCUCGAUCUCUCUCUUUUUCAUA
Molecule: messenger RNA, 2054 nt
Organism: Impatiens glandulifera
Lineage: Eukaryota; Viridiplantae; Streptophyta; Magnoliopsida; Ericales; Balsaminaceae
Product: probable galacturonosyltransferase 15
Exons: 6
Coding region: 367-1935 (522 amino acids)
Molecular function (GO): polygalacturonate 4-alpha-galacturonosyltransferase activity
Source: RefSeq, a predicted model, not a curated record